AAGUGAAGCGGAAGCCAUUGCUCCCGGGAGGCGAUUGCGGUUAUACACAUGGGCAGGGGAGGGGUGCGGCUUCCUCCGGAGUGUUGGGGACCCUCCGCUUCCCCGCCGCAGACCGGACCUGCUGUAUGAAUUUGGUGUCCCUUCAGCGCCAGCUUCCGUGACCUCCAUUGCACCUGAUUCUACCCUCAGCCUUAUGCCUGCUCCAAGAGUCCUGUGACAGCUUCCUGCCACCAGUGCCCUGUUGUUCAGGCAAAUCGACUUCAUUCUCACGGGAUGGCAGCUCUUGGUCUGUCUCCCACACGUGCUGUGUCCACUCAGGACCCUGCCUAUAUCCAGGAGUCAGAAGUUUCUCCUUCUUCAAAAGACCAUUCCUCUUCUCAGGAUGUGGACCUGUUUGCUUGCAGUGGCCUAGAACCCCCUAUGCUAGCAGGUGUUGGUUCUCAGGAGUCAGUGACUUUCCAGGAUGUUGCUGUGGACUUCACUGAGAAGGAGUGGCCCUUGCUGGAUUCUUCUCAGAGAAAACUGUACAAAGAUGUGAUGUUGGAGAACUACAGCAACCUCGCCUCAGUGGGGUAUCAGGUGGGCAAACCCAGCCUCAUCUCCCACUUGGAGCAAGAAGAGGAGCUGAGGACAGAGGAGAGGGCACUUCACCGAGCCACAUCUCCCGAUUGGGAGACUCCGUCUAAAAGCAAGUGGUCCGUUCUCAUGGAAGGCAUUUUUGGGAAGGAAGCAUCCAGCGGUGUGGCAGUGGAAAGAACACAUCUCGGAGAGAAACCCACCGAGUACACGCGCCUGUUUGAAGCCUUCAGCAUGGGCACUCAUCUUACUCAGCAGAUGGGAAGGCACGCUGGCAAGAGGCCCUGUCGCCGCCGGGACUGUGGGGCAGCUUUCAAGAACAGGUCGCAUCUCGCCCAACAUGUGAGCAUUUACAAUGGGAGGAAAAUGCAUGAAUGUCACCAGUGCCAAAAAGCCUUCACCACGAGCGCGUCCCUUACGCGGCACAGGAGAAUUCACACAGGGGAGAAGCCCUACGAGUGCAGUGCCUGCGGGAAAGCCUUCAACGACCCCUCUGCCCUCAGGAGUCACGCGAGAACUCACCUCACAGAGAAGCCCUUUGACUGCAGUCAGUGUGGAAACGCCUUCCGAACCCUCUCCUCGCUGAAGAUACACACGAGAGUUCACACUGGGGAGAGACCUUACAAGUGUGACGAGUGUGGGAAGGCGUACGGCAGGAGCUGCCACCUCAUUGCACACAAACGGACACACACUGGAGAGAGACCCUACGCUUGCCACGACUGUGGGAAAGCAUUCCAGCAUCCCUCGCAUCUCAAAGAGCAUGUCCGCAAUCACACCGGAGAGAAACCCUAUGAAUGCACGCAGUGUGGAAAAGCCUUCCGAUGGAAGUCGAACUUCAACUUGCACAAGAAGAACCACAUGGUAGAGAAAACAUACGAAUGUAAGGAAUGUGGGAAAUCCUUUGGUGAUCUCUUGUCACGGAGAAAACACAUGAGAAUUCAUAUUGUAAAGAAACCCAUUGAGUGUAGACAGUGUGGGAAAGCGUUCCGGAACCAAUCCAUCCUUAAGACACACAUGAAUUCUCACACCGGAGAGAAACCCUAUGGGUGUGAUCUGUGUGGGAAAGCCUUCAGUGCGAGCUCAAACCUGACCACACACAGGAAAAUCCACACUCAAGAGAGACGCUAUGAAUGUGCCGCCUGUGGGAAAGUGUUUGGGGACUAUUUAUCCCGGAGGAGGCACAUGAGCAUUCAUCUGGUAAAGAAACGUGUUGAAUGUAGGCAGUGUGGGAAAGCCUUCAGAAACCAGUCGACCCUCAAGACACACAUGAGAAGUCACACAGGAGAGAAGCCGUACGAGUGUGAUCAUUGCGGGAAAGCCUUCAGCAUCGGCUCCAACCUUAAUGUGCACAGGAGGAUACACACUGGGGAGAAGCCCUACGAAUGCCUGGCCUGUGGGAAAGCCUUCAGUGACCACUCAUCCCUUCGGAGUCACGUGAAAACUCACCGGGGAGAGAAGCUCUUCGUGUCAUCCGUGUGGAAGAGGCUCCAGUGAUGGGUCUUCUUUAGGGGACACACGCGAGCUCAGACUGGGAGGCAGCCUCGUUGGCGUAAGGAAGGCAGGAGCACUUUGAUGAACUCACCUGGGCACAAAAGAGUACCUGUAACAGGAGAAAUCCAGUUUGUGUCCUGGCUGGGGAAGACCUGUUUCUUCUCAUCACUAUGGGGUUUUGUGAGAACUCAUGCUGGGGGCAAAAAUGUACCUGUGGUGUGCAGAAGCCAUCAGAGUACAUUCGGCUCUUUAAAGAAAAUGAGAAAUCUAGGGAGAGAAACCGUAGCUUGGUAUUUAAUAUCAAAAUGACUUUAGCACCACCCGGCACCUUCUGGGCUUACGAGUAAGCACACUAGGGAGAGUCUCUGUAAAUUCACUCUCUGGGCAAACCUUUACUGGUCUCACCCUGUAUUCUUCAUGAAAGAAAUCAUACUAAAGAGAUAAAUUCUGUAAAGUAGGAAUGUGGGAAGGUCUGUAACAGAGGUCAGCAAAGUGGCCAACUGUCUGUUUUUGUAUGGCUUGCAAGCUAAGAACAGUUGUUCCGUUUUUAAAGAAGAAAAAUGUGUGACAGACACCACAUGCAACUCACAAAGCCUAAAAUCCUUACUUUCUGGUCCUUUACAGAAAAACUUGGCCAACCCUUGGUCUACAGCAGCAGUUCCUAACUGGGAGUGAUUUUGCUUGUCCGGAGACAUUUUAAGUUGUUAAAGCUCAGGGUGGGGGGAGAUGCUUCUGGCACAUGACGACGCAUAGGAGCCCCCACAGCAAAGAAUUAUGUGGCCCAAAAUGUGGGUAUUGCUGAGGUUGAGAAACUUAGCCUGGGACAGCCCCUCAGUUUUUGUGAAAUGUUACUCAUGCUAGGAGAGUUUUCUAUUUAAAACUUCAAAAAUAUAAUCAAGUGUAAUUCUUUCAGGAAACGUGAGAACCCACACUGCAGACAGUCCCCACAUUGAGAUGAUUUUAGCCACAGCCCCCUCACUUGUGCUUAUGAGAAUUCAUACCCUGAUGGAAUUUUCUAGUGGAUAGGAAAUUUAUCAGUCUUUCAUCAUGAGAACAGACCCUAACUCGUUAAUUCGUAGUCUCUGUUUUUAAGAUUUUGCUCCUUUAACGCUUAGGCUUCAUCACACAAGGUUUGUAUAUAGUAUUUUUAUUAUAAUUUCAUUCCUGAUACGUGUUAAUUUCCUUCUGGAUAACUUACUUGACCAGUGGACUGUUUAGAAUUGUGUUAAAUACCAUGUAACGUGGGUAUAUUUAAUACCUGUUUGUUACGAGUGUCUAAUUCAAAUGCAUUGGCUCAGCGCACAGUGUCUUCCAUUUAGAUGGAUCCUCUGGAAUGUUCUCGGGCUCCUGUCCAGCCAAGAGUGACAUACACAUCUCAUUGCUCUCCCAGUGUCUCCUCUUUCAUGUCAGGAAAAUCCAGCUUUUGUCCAAUUACUAACGUGUGCUAUUUUUAAAAAUCUCACCAGUUUUCUGCAGCCAGUACAGUCCUUGUCUCAGCCUGGUCGUUGACCGAUAAACAGAUGAGAAAGAGCUAGAAAAGGGAUUAUUCUUACCUGGGUUCUUCUACGUGUUUUGUUUUUGCUGUUUGCUCUACUUCUCACCUUGCAAGGAGAUCAAGUACCCAGUGUUAAAAGAUCCAUCAUGGGCGCCUGGGUGGCUCAGUUGGUUAAGCAACUGCCUUCGGCUCAGGUCAUGAUCCUGGAGUCCCGGGAUCGAGUCCCACAUCGGGCUCCCUGCUCGGCAGGGAGUCUGCUUCUCCCUCUGACCCUCCCCCCUCUCAUGUGCUCUCUUUCAUUCUCUCUCUCUCAAAUAAAUAAAUAAAAUCUUUUAAAAAAAUAAAUAAAUAAAUAAAAGAUCCAUCAUGUGACCAUGAGGAUGCAAGCCACAGGCUAAAGAGGAUCCUGCAGAAAAGUCGCAAUGAUCCUGGCCUCCCCAGUAGCUUCUUUGUCUACACUAGCCAUGGAUUUGUUAUUUCCAGACUUCUAUUACAGGAGGAAAAAAAUAAAACAUUAUUGGCGUAAGUGGCUUUGGAUAUUUCAUUGUUGAUCAGUUUAAUAAUUUUUUGUUUGGGGGAGGGUUCUGCUGCUCCCAAGUGGUUGCCGUCUGUAAUACAUACACUCGUUCAUUAGUAAGGUUUUAUAACUGCCUUGUGUGUGGAUAUAAUCUGCUUAUACUUGUAACCGUUGGAUAUGGGUUUUUUUACAUCUUUAAGCCAUGUUUUAAAAUUGUACUUCAAGUCUUUGACAUAAGUAUUUAUUUUCUUGACUUGAAGUAAGUGUAUCAGUUUUUACAAAAGCCCUAAGAAGCAAGUACCAUCACUAUCUCCCUUUUGCGUAUGGAGAAUCAGAGGCAAGCAAGUUUAGGUUGCUUGUCUGAGGUCAGCCCACAAGCCAGUAGUAGUGCUUGUAUUUUAGUCCCACUUCUCUUCUGUCUAUGCCCUACAUCUGUAGCAGUGAAUUGGGAUUUUUGCCCUCAUGGUGCUUACAUUCUGCUUAGGGUAAGGCACCUGAAAAACAAAUGAGUAAAUAAAUAUGUUGUAUAUCAAAUGGCGGUACACACAGUGGAGGAAAAAUUAAGCAUGGUGCUGGUGAGAGGGUAUGCAGGAGUUAAGCAGACCUGUUGGGUGGGCUGGGAAAGCCUGCCUUUAAGGGAGCAUUUGAGCAGAAAUGUCCAUGAACUCUGAGUGCGCCAUAUGUAUUCUGGGGAAGAGCACCCUUGGCAGUUCAGAGGCCGUGAAAAAGAAAACUUCAUGGGACCGCCAUGCAGUAGCCAAGGGGCCAGUGUGGCCGGAGUGGAGCAAGCUUGGGAGUCACAGAAGAUGAGGCUAGAGCUGGGUCAGGAUCCUGAUCUUGUGGGUUUACUGGAAGGACUUUGCCGUUUAUCCUCCAUGCAGUAGGAGGUCGGUGGAGGGUUUUGAACAGAGGGGUGGCAACUGUCCGAUUUCUGUUUGAAUCACUGGCUUCCAGGUUGACCGGCUAAGGAAGGACAAUGGACAAACAAGCCUGUUAGGAAGUCGUUGCAGAAUUACAGUUAGAUACACUGGGGGCCAGAUUGGGGAGGUUUGAGAAGCACAUGGAUGAAUGUAGCUGUAAUUCUCACUUCCAGACAGCGGUCAUUUGUUCCCUGCAGUGUACCUUUCAUAUCGCCAGACAUGACUUCGAGUUAGUUGUUUCCGUUUUCCCCAGUUACAAACACUUCUACUUAAAGAGAUGGUGUGCAUACUUUCUAGAGUGUCCGUGAGUUAUUCCAGGUGUAAGGUCUGUGCACGUUCAGCUUAACAGUAUUGAUGUCAAAAUAAUUUCUGCAGUGAUUGUGUGUGUUACCAUUUAAAACAGGUUUGACUGAAACAUAAACCUGCUUAAUUCACACAUGUACAGCUUAAUUCUUUGAACAAAUCCAUGUAAUCAGCAAGCAAGAAGAAAUCCUACCAGCAUAGCUGACAUCCCUUCUUUGCCACAUGCCCACGACGAAUCCUGCCCUACUCUGCAUGGGUAACCAGAAUUCUGACUGACCACAUGGCUUGGGUUUUUGGUUUUUUGGUUUUUUUGUCUUUGAACUCUAUACAGAACCAUACAGUAUGUGUUCUUUUGUGUCUGUCUGACUUUACACAUUAUUUCUGUGAAAUUGAUCCUUAUUAUUUAGAGUAUCUCUAGCUAGUACAUUUUUGUGUGUGUUCUGUCUGAAUAUUCCACAAUUAUUUAAGUAGUUUGUGUCACUUGACAUUUCACUUUUCAUGUGGGGGCUAUUGUGAAUAAUGCUGCUAUGGACAUAACUUUAACAUUUCUGAUAGUGCACAAGUGCAUGUAUUUUUCUUGGGUGUAUACCCUGGACUGAAAUUGCUGGGUCGUAACGGGGUGCAUAUGUUCAUUUUGUAGAUGAUGCCAAAUUUCCAAAGUGGUUGUGCAAAUUUGUUUCCCAACAAGCUAUUUUAUAGAGUUGGAAAAGAUACUAAAGUUGCCUGCCUUUUUCUUACUGUGAUUUACAUAUUCCAUUAUGAGCCCUCUGGAUGGAUGUUUUGCAUGUUUUCUCCCACUCUGUGGCUUGUCUCCAGUGUUUUAAAUGGUGUUUUUGGUUGAAAUGAGUUCCUAAUUUUAAUUUUAUGGACAGCAUUCUUCUGUUCCUGUGUAAGGAAUAUUUGCCACCCACUAUUUUUUUUUUUUAAGAUUUAUUUAUUUAUUUAUUUGACAGGGAGAGAGACAGUGAGAGAGGGAACACAAGCAGGGGGAGUGGGAGAGGGAAAGGCAGGCUUCCCGCUGAGCAGAGGACCCUGGGAUCAUGACCUGAGCCGAAGGCAGACGCUUAACGACUGAGUCACCCAGGCGCCCCAGAAGUAUUUGCCACCCAGAAGGCAAGACAUUCUAUGAUUUCUUCUACAAGCUGGUUUUGGUUUUGGUUUUGGUUUUUGGUUUUAGUAUGUACCUGUAGAUCUAUAUUUAGAUCUACAGUCCAUGUGAAACUGAUUUUUGUAGGUAUUGUGUGAGCUAUUAAUCUUACUUUAUUUUUUCCAUGUUGACCCAGCAUUAUUUAUACAAAAAGCACAUCUUGGCCCUAGGAAUUUGAGAGAUCACCUUUGUCAUAUAUUGAAUUCCAUAUGUAUUUGGUCUAAUUCUGAGCUUUUUAUUCUACUGAUUUGUUCAUGUACCAUACCACAGUAUUUAAAUUAUAAGCAGCUUUAUAAUAAGCUUUAAUGUCUGGAAUGUCUAGUUCCUUCUCAUGGUUAUUCUUUUUCAGUGUCUUCCUAGGUAUUCUUGCUUCGUUUUUCUUUUUUUUUUUUAAGAUUUUUUUUUAAGUAACCUCUACCCAACGUGGGGCUCAAAUUUACAACCCGAAGAUCAAGA
Messenger RNA from Mirounga angustirostris (Northern elephant seal), 6905 nucleotides. It is a transcript of the gene ZNF317, whose product is annotated as zinc finger protein 317. Gene Ontology annotation, biological process: regulation of transcription by RNA polymerase II. Lineage: Eukaryota; Metazoa; Chordata; Mammalia; Carnivora; Phocidae. The transcript is spliced from 7 exons. The record is from RefSeq and is a predicted model, not a curated record. Gene Ontology annotation, molecular function: DNA-binding transcription factor activity, RNA polymerase II-specific; RNA polymerase II cis-regulatory region sequence-specific DNA binding. The coding region runs from base 274 to 2070 and encodes 598 amino acids.